AUGAACGAAUUUUCGAUAUUUGAAAAGGUUUCGUCGAGCGGUUAUUCGAUCGUCGUAAAAGCCGAAGCCCGUUUUCGUCCAGCUACGUUUGCCUUAAAAGUUAUUCCAUCCCCUGGACCGCGAGGCAACAAACCAACCCCCUCUAUCAGGCGCGAAGUCGAAAUUUUGAGGACUCUUGACCACCCUUGCAUUGUCAGAUUUUUCGGAUGUAGAUUCUACUCGAAGACCGCUUGUAUAAUGAUGGAGCUAGCUUCAACGAAUCUUGCACAAUUGAUUCGACAAUCGCGCAUGCCAGAGGGUCUCGCAAAACAAUAUAUACUCCAAAUAGCCGAUGGACUUGACUAUAUACACGCCAAGGGAAUCAUACAUAGAGAUCUCACGCUCAACAAUGUCCUUGUUACUUACGAUGGUAUAAUCAAAAUAUCAGACUUUGCUUCAGCCUUGGAUCCCCAUUUGAAUAUAGGCCAUGAGGAUGUUUGGGCCUAUGAAGAUUGCGAUAGCCGAGAAACUAAAGGUCCGGAAGUUGUUCUCCGGAAUGAACAAUCAAGAGCUGGCGAUUAUUGGUCUUUAGGUGUGAUCUUAUACCAAUUAGUAACGGGCAGGGAUCCUUUCAAGUCCGGUAUGUACUACGACCAAAGAAAGACCUCUGAAAAUAUUGUUUACUCUCCAUUGGAAAUUCCUCCUUAUAUAUCUCCUCAGUGCUGUGAAGUGCUUCACAGAUUGUUGGCCAAAGCUCCCAAUUCUAGGAUAUGUUCAUUCCAAGAGUUGAGCUCAUGUGCUUUCUUCAAUAAUGUAGCAUUGAGCUAUUGA
Molecule: messenger RNA, 810 nt
Organism: Melampsora larici-populina 98AG31
Lineage: Eukaryota; Fungi; Basidiomycota; Pucciniomycetes; Pucciniales; Melampsoraceae
Exons: 2
Coding region: 1-810 (269 amino acids)
Biological process (GO): peptidyl-serine phosphorylation; autophagy
Cellular component (GO): cytoplasm
Molecular function (GO): ATP binding; protein serine/threonine kinase activity
Source: RefSeq, a predicted model, not a curated record